AUGGGAAAACGGAAAACGUUCCAUAAACCGGAAGAGGAAGCAGAACUCAAACGCAUUAGAUUGGAGAAAAAACUUGAAAAUCAACGAAGAAGAAGAAAUAUAAAUUCUAAAAAUGAUCAAUCUGGUCGAACACUAGAGAUACAGCCUGGAGUGGAAUUCAAUCAAGAAGUAGUGAUACCACGUCAACGCGUUUUUGAUGCAUUGAUAGCACCAACUGACCGCAAUAUUGAAUUGCAACAACGAGUAGAACUGCCAACUAAUCUUAACAAUGAUAGGCAUGAUCACAGAUUGGUUGACACACAGCAGCAGCAAUUAUUUCGAGUACAACAAAGCGAAGAAGGAAACCGAUUUUCUACAGAAAUGAUUGAUAAUGUACAAGAACAUUAUGGUGGUGGCAUGACUGAGCUAUUCAUACACUGUACAGCUGCACAUUUCGCAUCAGAAAAAUUAUGCAAUAUGCGAAAUUCAUUUCACGAUUGCUGCAGUCAUGGCAAAGUGUGGCUCGAAAAUCUACCAAAAAUACCAGCGGAAUUACAUUGCUUAUUCGAUGGAACUCACGAAAAAUCAAAUAUAUUUUUCGAGCGUAUUCGAAACUACAAUGCGUCCUUUUCAUUCGCCUCAUUCAAUGCCAAUUUAAUAAACUUUGAAGGACAACGUCCUGGGCCAUACUGCUUCAAGAUACAAGGCGAAAUUUAUUAUCAGAUAAAUACAGCCCUUCAUCCGCCGCCCAAUGAACUGCCAACCUACGGCCAGUUGUUCAUAGUAGAUUCCCAUGAAGCAGUAAGAUCCAUACAAAGACAAAACACUUCCCUUGAUCCAAGUAUAUUGGGACUAUUGGAUCGUAUUAUGCGUGAAAACAAUGUUUUCGCUCAAUCAUAUGAAAUGAUGGGGGAAGUGUUGCGAGCUCAAGAGACCAAUAGAUCUGACAACGCACAACCAACUGACGAGUUACAGCUUCUUUUUACUCUGAAACCAGGAAUGGAUCGACGAAGAUUCAACUUUCAACGAAGUAACGAGGUAGCAGCCGUAUUUUCAACGACUGCCGAUGGAGAGAUUCCGGAAUCGUACGUUACUGUAUGCAAUAAAAAUGAGCGGACACUACAAUCGGUAAGUACGAUGGAUCCUAAUGUUGAACCCUGGGUGUAUCCCCUGUUUUACCCAUUUGGUACUCGAGGCUGGCAUCGAGAUCUGAGACAAAUAGAUAAUCCUCAGAAACGAAUAUCAAGAGAAGCUUACACUAGACACCGGAUGGCUAUCCGCGAAAAUAAUCAGGGAAAUGUCAUUCUUCGGGGAAGGCGUCUUUUUCAACAGUGGGCAUCAGAUAAUUAUGUGAAAGUUGAGAAGGAUCGCAUACAAUUUAUAAAACAAAAUCAAGCAAAAUUACGUGCUGAAACAUACUCGGGAUUAGUAGAUUAUCUAAAUACUACUGCACACGACGCAGAUGCACGGGUCGGAAAAAUAGUCAUCUUACCCUCCACAUUUAGUGGCUCACCGCGAAAUAUGAUGCAACACUACCAGGAUGCCAUGGGAAUCGUACGAAAAUUCGGAAAACCGGAUCUCUUUAUUACAAUGACUUGCAAUCCAAACUGGCGCGAGAUAAAAGAAAACCUUCUUCCUGUCCAGCAACCAUCUGACAGACCAGAUCUCACAGCUCGUGUUUUCGAUAUGAAGAAAAAACAUUUACUCGAUUUAAUUGUUCGAAAACAUUUCUUUGGUGAAUCAAGUGCAUUCGUAUAUACAAUUGAAUCACAGAAGCGUGGUCUGUUGCACAUUCAUCUAUUAGUGACAUUAAAGAACAAAUUAUCAACGCCAGAAAAAGUCAACCGGUGCAUCUCUGCUGAAAUUCCUGAUCCAGAUUUAAAUCCCGAUUUGUAUCGGAUUGUUAUGGGCAAUAUGAUCCAUGGACCUUGUGGCGCAUGGUGUGAAGUGAACGGGAAAUGCUCCAAACGUUUUCCAAAACCAUUUCGAAAUGAAACCACGAUGGAUGCGGACGCUUAUCCACACUAUCGUCGAAGAGAUACUGGAGCUUCAUACGAACGUCGUGCAGGACACGUCGUCGAUAAUCAAUGGGUCGUACCUUAUUGUCCGACGUUGUUACGCAUUUUUAAUUGCCAUAUAAAUGUAGAAAUUGUAACAAGCGUCACGGCUCCAAAGUACUUGUACAAAUACAUUUUCAAAGGACAUGAUGCAGCUGCUUUUCAGAUAACAAACAGAGAAGACGGGGAAAACGAAGAACGUGUUAUUAAUCAUGAUGAAGUUACAGAUCACGUUGAAGCUCGUUACGUAGGACCAAACGAAGCAAUUUGGCAUAUUUGUGAUAAAAAAAUGCAAGAGAAAAGCCAUCCUGUGAUACGUCUUCCGGUACAUUUACCCAACGAGCAUAAUGUGACAGUUCCGGCAGACAUGAACAAUGAAGGAGUAAGGAAUGCUAUGAGUCAGAUAGGUAUGCUGAACGAUUAUUUCGCUUUAAAUUUGCGUGAUGAAUUUGCGAGACAAUUUAUAUAUCCCGACAUUCCAUCACAUUAUGUGUUUAAAAGAUUAAAGGUUGAUGGACAAACAGUUUGUAAGUGGGAAAAACGGCAGCGCAGACAUGAAGCGUUCGGACGUAUGUAUUCAGUGAGCCCUGCACAAACUGAAUUAUUUCAUCUUCGGUUACUUUUGUUAAAGGUUAAAGGAGCCAAAAGUUUCGACGAUUUGAGGACUAUUAAUGGCCAAGUUUGCGAAACUUUCAUUGCGACAUGUUUAGCUCUAGGUUUGAUCGAAGAUGACGACGAGUGGAAGAGAGCCAUGGAAGAAGCUGCUAUCUGGAUGAUGCCCGGAUUGCUCCGAAGAUUAUUCGUAAGAAUACUGGUUCACUGUCAGCCGAUUCAUCCGGAGAAACUUUGGGAAGAAUUCAAAGAAAAAUUAUCAGAGGAUUAUGCAAGACAUAUUGGCAUGCAACGAGCUCAAAGAAAAGCGUAUUCCCAAAUUGCUCGCAUGCUUAUAAAUGAAGAUUCAAAUAUAUCACGAUUCCCAACAAUGGAGCAAAUAGAGAUAUCGGGCGGUGAUGAAAGAGAGACCUCUCCUGCUCAGUUUAUAGAAAUUGGCAUGCAACAAUAUGAGCAGCUAAAUGAUACUCAAAAGGGAUUCGUUGAUGCAGUGCUGAGUGUGAUAGACAAUAACAACGAUGAGCAAACAUGUUUCUACAUCGACGGGCCAGGGGGAUCCGGUAAAACGUUUACCUACUCUACCCUUUCAAAUCUUAUUAGAGGUAGAAAAAAGCACGUCAGCGCAAUGGCGUUCACCGGAAUUGCAGCGAUAUUACUGCCAGAAGGAAAAACAGUACACAAAACGUUCGGACUUCAAGUACCUUUGUACGCAGAUUCAACAUCGAGCAUCAAAGUUCAAUCUAAACAGGGUGAGUAUCUAAAAAACGUUGAUCGUUUUAUCUGGGAUGAAGCACCUAUGGCACCACGCCAUGCAUUGGAAGCAGCAGACCGAACAUUGUGGGACAUUAUGAAUAAUGACAAACCGUUUGGCGGAAAAGUCAUUGUUCUUGGAGGAGAUUUUCGGCAACUCCUUCCUGUUAAAGUGCGAGGUACUCGCAGCGAAAUAAUAAAUCUGUCAAUCAAGUAUAGUUCAUUGUGGUCGCAUUUCUCUAAAUAUGCGUUAUUAACUCAGAACAUGAGAGUAUUACCAAACGAAGUAGAAUUUGCAAAAUUUUUACUUGACGUUGGUGAUGGCAUUCUGAAUUAUGCGAAUGAUAAUCUUGAAAUUCCAGAACGUUGCGUGGCGCCUGCGAGCCAAGAUAUCGUAGAAGACACUUACGGACAAUUGGUCAGAGCGAAACGUUUUCAAGAUGUAGCAAAACGUGCAAUUCUGUCCGCUCGAAAUGUCGACGUCGACGAAAUAAAUUCGAAAGUUAUGAAUUUAUUCGAUCAAAAUACAGAACGGCUCUACACGAGUGUCGAUAGUACCGAAAAUUGUGGCGACAACGAUCAGAUCAAUGAAAUUAUUUUACCUGAGUAUCUAAAUACAUUAUCACCACCGAGUUUGCCACCUCAUGAACUUCGCUUCAGAAAAAACGGUAUUAUUAUGCUUAUAAGAAAUUUAAGUAUUAACGAAGGAUUAUGCAACGGUACAAGAUUGAUGAUCUUAGAGCUGGGUAAUACAGUAUUGCGUUGUGAGAUUUUAUCAGGUGAUAAAAGUGGAGAGAUCGUUUUUUUACAUCGCAUCACUCUUUAUUGUGAAAAUGAUUAUCCCUUUAUUUUCAAGCGUCGACAAUUUCCUGUGAAGGUAGCUUUUGCUAUGACCAUCAACAAGUCACAAGGACAAACUUUCGAUAAAAUUAGCGUGGAUCUUCGAAGAGAUGUGUUCAAUCACGGUAUGUGGCUUUUUCACGUGUGCGUUCUUGGGAAGCUCUCAAAAUUUAUAUCGGAGUACAACGGGACAGGAAUAUCGUUAAAAAUUAUGUGUACAAAGAAUUAUAUCGCUAAAAAAUCACUCAAAUUUUGCCCAUAA
Molecule: messenger RNA, 4500 nt
Organism: Venturia canescens
Lineage: Eukaryota; Metazoa; Arthropoda; Insecta; Hymenoptera; Ichneumonidae
Exons: 1
Coding region: 1-4500 (1499 amino acids)
Biological process (GO): DNA repair; telomere maintenance
Molecular function (GO): DNA helicase activity
Source: RefSeq, a predicted model, not a curated record